Messenger RNA from Sordaria macrospora k-hell, 2784 nucleotides. NCBI's taxonomy places the organism in Eukaryota, Fungi, Ascomycota, Sordariomycetes, Sordariales, Sordariaceae. The record is from RefSeq and is a predicted model, not a curated record.
AUGCGCCCGCCAUCCUUUGACAGCCGUGGUCACCCCCUACCCCGACGUGCUUCCCCAGACAAGUCAAUAACACUUCAUAAUCACCGCCUUGCGCGAGAUGCCAGCAGCAGACUUACUUCAUCUUCCGCACUGGGAGUGACCGGACCCCAAACCCAACCCCAAACCCAACCCACAAGCUCGCCCACUCGAAGGAAUUCGUCUGGAGAAAGCAACGAUACCGGGCACAGUGACCCCAAGAAUUGGUUUGACCAAUCCAACCGUAAUCCUGUUGCCGCCUUCAAUGACGAGAGCAACAACAUGGAAGUCGAUCCUCCUUUUUAUCAGAAGGAGACUGACUCCUCCAACGAGGAUUCCAGGUAUCCGCCUGGACGAAACCCAUCAUAUCCCCCCCGUGAUACCCAGAUGCAAGGAUUACGCGCCGCUGUUGCGCACAGCAGCAGCGCCGAUGACUUCCGCAGCGUCAUCGACGACUUGACUGUCGAAAACAAGCGACUGAAGGAGGAACUGAAGAGGUAUAAGCAGUUUGGCUCCGACAUGAUGAGGAAGGAGAAGUUGUUUGAGAUCAAGGUACAUGGUUUACCUAGACGGAAGAAACGCGAAUUGGAGGCAACGCUUCGGGAGUUUGCUGCUAGUCUCGGCGGCUCGAGCGAAUCGACAUCGCAGCGGAGGAAGGGUGGGAGACAUGGAAAGGCUGUUCACUCGUCCGGGGUAUCGUUGUCCAAGCACGACUCGUCGUCGUCGUCGCGGAGUCGUCCUGUCGAUUCUGCGUACGCCUCCAUGUCGACAGGUCCUAGCUCGCAUGCGGCUCACUCCUCUGCGCAUCCCGUCCAUACCGAGUAUGGAUGCAGCACUCGUGUCGGAAGGAACCAUCAUGGCACCGCCCGCCCCCCCCCAGAAGGAUUGCGCGAAGCUCGCAUUCAACUACAGGAGGGUGAAAAUCCAGAGAAAAUCCGUUCCUCCAAGGGCACUACCUCUGCAUCCAACUCAGGUGGUGACCAAACCGAACUCGGCGGAACUGUGACGGCAGGCGGAGAUGGAAGUGGAAGCGGCGGUCGAACUGUCAACAACACCUCGCCCCCGGGAGUCAUUGCACCGGACCAACGACCAACCAGGCCCCGCGAUCUGGACCCCGACCGAGUACAAAUACCCUCCGAAAAUAUGGACUACAUCCGUCACCUAGGCUUGGUAUCACCCGAAUUCUUGCAGGGAAGCCGAACCAGCUAUCAAGAUGUCGCUCCGGAUGCGGAAGGCUGGGUGUACCUCAAUCUGCUUUGCAACCUCGCCCAGCUGCACAUGAUUAACGUGACACCGAGUUUCAUUCGCCAGGCCGUCUCGGAAAAGAGCACGAAAUUUCAGCUCUCUUCUGAUGGCCGGAAAAUCCGCUGGCGUGGUGGAACCGAUGGAACCAAGUUCAGCAGCGACAGCAGUGAGGACAAGUCCCAGAAAAGCCCCCUGACGGACGAUACCGAGGACGGCUCGGAUAAGACUAGUCGGAGGAAGAAGCAGAAGACGCAGCCGACGCGUUCGGAGCUUGGGAGGCUCGGUCUCUCAAGGUCACCUUCGGACACCUUUCAUUACAAACCGAUGUUCGUACACCGCCAUGCAUCCUCGGCCGAGACGUCUUUGGAGGAGUCGGCCUCACAAGGCUCGGAUGUCGUUGAUGAGAGUAACCUAGCAAACUCGAAGUGGGACUUUAGCGGAUCGGGGACAACGCAACAGCGGAGCAAGCGCCGAUAUGACGGUGCCAUCGUUUACUACACCGGGGCUCAGUUCUGCACCGAUCUUUCAGGAGAGCCCGGCGAUAUGUCGCCAACAGCGCAAAUGACGGCCACCGGCCGCGAACAAGAAGCAUCCGGAUCUGGCGAUGACGCUGGGCGUGUGCUGCAGCGGACGUUGUCUGGAUCGUCGCUUCCCGUCAGGCCGCUCAGCGAUGACCGUGCCCGCGUGGCCGAGGCAUUGGAUUUUGACCCCCAAAACCCACUCGAUCUCGUUUCCGACGACGGCUUCUCGCCGAACGACGAAGAUUUUGCCUUCCCUUGGUGUGAGGAUCCUGCCAAGACUCAAGUUCAGCCUCUUGCCAAAGAAGUCAUGGAGCCCUCCGGCCUUGGUGGAGUACUUCCUGAUGACCAUUUUGCUAUUUUCGUCACCACCCGCCGCGUCAUGAGACCUACCCUGCAACGACAUCUGUCACGCUCGACAACAUCGGAAGAUACGGCCGAGAUCAUUGCCGAACGCCUGGCAUCGAUAAGAACGUCAUCGCCUUUGCCGCCUCCUCGCAGUCGCAGUCUAGUUGUUGCGCCUUUGCAAAUCGAAUACGUCUCUAGAGAAUUCCAUCGGCUCAACCCAGCUUCACUCCCUCCGCCGGCGAUGUUUUAUCCCCCGUUCAGCACCGACUCCAGCUGGGACGACGGCGACGAGCUCGUUUCGGACGAGGAAGAAGUGGAGGAGAUGGAGGAAGAGUCCUUCUCGGAAGGGCAGAUAUCGCACCGAGCAAACCCUCAUUUUUCGGACAACAAUACGUACAUGCGGAAGGACGAUUUGGCGUUCGAUACCGAGACUGAUGUGCGGAUGGACAGCAGCGACGAUCAUCGGAUGUCGUCGGACAGCGGCCUCGUGAUGCGGUCGGUGAUGCCGCGGCCGGCAGCGGUGGACGGAGAUGGCAGCCCACUGGUGACUGUCACGGGAAGAGACGUGGAUAUGCUGCACACUGGCAGCUCGGUUGCAACCGCUGGUGGGGCGGAGAGCGGCUACAGCAGUUCGAUGGAGGACGUCUCGUCCUCGUGA